Terrapene triunguis (Three-toed box turtle) is the source of this 2626-nucleotide messenger RNA. RefSeq names its product transcription factor Maf. Bases 1170 to 2219 code for a protein of 349 amino acids. Gene Ontology annotation, cellular component: nucleus. The transcript has 3 exons. NCBI's taxonomy places the organism in Eukaryota, Metazoa, Chordata, Testudines, Emydidae. The record is from RefSeq and is a predicted model, not a curated record. Gene Ontology annotation, biological process: regulation of transcription by RNA polymerase II. Gene Ontology annotation, molecular function: DNA-binding transcription factor activity, RNA polymerase II-specific; RNA polymerase II cis-regulatory region sequence-specific DNA binding.
GCAAAAGUCCCUGCGUUUCUUGGUAGACUCUUUCCCCACAGCAAGAGACGGGCCUCCUACCCCUUCCGCCCGAGGAUGGUUUAGGUAGGAUCAGUUGUUUUAUUAAACAAAAAACAAAAACGUGCACUAUCAGAAACAAGUUACCUAACAAAGCUGUCACAUAUAAAUGCUUAAGCAUGGCAUGCAGAGAAAGAGAAAACUGCAAGAGUUUUAAGGAGGCUACGUUUAUGCUUUCCUUUUAAAAACAGUGCAAAAAAAGAAAGAAAAGGGAACAAAGCACUGAAUUUCCUGAAUUCCCUAAUAUUUUCUCUCUUAACUCAGGUGAUAAACAUUAAGCCCAUGUGAAAACGAGUGCAAGGAUAUGGUCAAGAAAGAGUUAAAAGUGUAGCCCCAGCUGACAGUCAGCUGAUUGGCCCCUGAUUGACAGCUUCGAAAAGUUUCCUUGUUUCUAUACUAUUAUGCUAAUGAGGGCUGAGAUUGAAGCAACCCAUUGGUCCAGACUUGGAGUCAAUUUCCCAUUUGAAAGCUGACGUCAGGACUGCUAUAAAACUCAGCAAUGCUUUUAAACUCUACUGCUGGAUGAGACCUUUAAAAUGUUUUUCAUCUUCUUGCUGUAGCUUUGGGGUUCCGUUUUUUCUUUCUUUUUUUUUUUAAAGAAAAAAAUAUUAUUUUGGUUAUCGCGCCGACUUAAUUUCUUCUGUUUGUUUUUUUUUGUUUUAAUUUAUCCUUCAGUCUUUUCCCCCGCCUCCUCUUCCCCGAUGAACCUCUUCUCGGUUUGCACUUUGCAUGAAAAAGACCAGAGGAAAGACAUGAUGAAGUGUUAAAAAAUAAUCAUAAAGCCACCUUUGCAGCAACAACAACAACUAACAAUUCCAGCUGCAGUUUGCCAAGCUGCAACAGAGAGGAAACAACCUUUAUGCAAAAGGCGAAUAGAAAGAGCAACCCGCUCUGAUGCAUCAUCAAUACUAUAGGCUCUGCAAAGGAUAAUAAAGAGAGAGAGAGAGAGAAACAGUCGGUGCAAAUUGGAGCGAAGGUUGCAAGGGGCUAGUGGAGAGAGAGAAGGAAAAUAGAUAUUGCAAAUAAUCAAGCUGGCUCACCCGGUGGCAACUCAGAGCAGUCCCCUCGCUCCGGGUGCGCACCCUUUCUGGAGGACUGUCAGCAGCAAAAGGAUGGCAUCAGAACUGGCAAUGAGCAACUCCGACCUGCCCACCAGUCCCCUGGCCAUGGAAUAUGUUAAUGACUUCGAUCUGAUGAAGUUUGAAGUGAAAAAGGAGCCGGUGGAGACCGACCGCAUUAUCAGCCAGUGCGGCCGCUUGAUCGCUGGGGGAUCGCUCUCUUCCACCCCGAUGAGCACGCCCUGCAGCUCGGUGCCCCCUUCCCCGAGCUUCUCGGCGCCCAGCCCGGGCUCUGGCACGGACCAGAAGACCCACCUGGAAGAUUAUUACUGGAUGACCGGCUACCCGCAGCAGCUCAACCCAGAGGCGCUGGGAUUCAGCCCCGAAGACGCGGUGGAAGCGCUGAUCAAUAGCAGCCACCACCAGCUCCAGAGCAGCUUCGAUGGCUAUGCUAGAGGGCAGCAACUGGCCGGCACGGGGGGCUCCGUGCCCGGGGAAGAGAUGGGCUCUGCCGCCGCCGUGGUCUCCGCAGUGAUCGCUGCAGCCGCGGCUCAGAACGGGGCGCCCCACUACCACCACCACCACCACCCGGCCGGGCACCACCACCACCAGCAGCCGGGCAGCGUGCAGUCCAGCAGCAGUAGCAGCAGCAGCAGCAGCACCGGGGGAGGAGGUGGCGGAGGGGGUCUGCACCACCAGCACCACAGCAGCAGCCUGCAUUUCGACGACCGCUUCUCGGAUGAGCAGCUGGUGACCAUGUCGGUGAGGGAGCUGAACAGGCAGCUCCGAGGGGUGAGCAAGGAAGAGGUGAUCCGGCUGAAACAGAAGAGGAGGACCCUCAAAAACAGAGGCUAUGCCCAGUCCUGUCGCUUCAAGAGGGUCCAGCAAAGGCACGUCCUGGAGUCAGAGAAGAACCAGCUGCUGCAGCAAGUAGAGCACCUAAAGCAAGAGAUCUCCAGGCUGGUCCGGGAGAGGGACGCCUACAAGGAAAAAUAUGAGAAGCUGGUCAGCAAUGGCUUCAGAGAAAACGGAUCCAGCAGCGACAACCCUUCCUCUCCAGAGUUUUUCAUGUACCCAAGAGAAUCUUCUACAUCGGUGAUGUGAAAAUGCCUGUUGCCUGAAGUAAAAAAAAAAAAAAAGAAAAAUGAUGCUGGAAUGCUGAUGGCUUAAGACAACUUUUUGGCAUGAAGACAGCUACAAAGCACAAAAAACAAAAUAUGAACUCAGAAAGAAACAAGAAAAAAAACAGCGUUUUCAUGGCAUCGACAAGAAGCUCUUUAUUUUUCCUCAAGUUUUCUUUUCUAAAAAAAAUGGAACUAAAACAUUUGCAGAAACAAGACAAACUUUCUCUUCAGGUGACAAUAUUCAAGCAUGUUCUUUUACUAAAUUUAAAUUGAAAGAAAAAAAGAAAUUUUGAACAGGAUGCAGUAUUUGGAGAACUGUGAACCUUCAAAGACAACAAAACAAACUCUUUAAAACUGUGAACCAAGAAAUGGAAGGAACAACUUUUA